Molecule: messenger RNA, 1228 nt
Organism: Amoebophrya sp. A120
Lineage: Eukaryota; Dinophyceae; Syndiniales; Amoebophryaceae
Source: the annotation of a GenBank genome assembly
CCGUGGUGCAUAGCGUUGCGUCGUUCCCUGCCCCGGUCUAGUGAGCCACAUGCGAAGAGGCCACCGCCAACCACCACCCCUCGAAGUGAAGUGAAAACCUGUCGAGAGCGGGGCCCUCUGCACGGGGCCCCUGGAGAGUAUGUGUAGGCAGCCGGGUGCAGCCGGCUGCGCCCUAGAUUCCAUUUAAGCUACUAGCGUAAGUCACCGCCACCCCCCCCAAGUUGGCUCCAUCCGGCACCACCGUGCAGCUCAGUGACCCGAGGGAGAAAGUCACCAACGCCGAACUCCAGCCCCCGGCAGCGGCUAGUGCGAGGCCAUGUUGCAACAAGGGCAAGCACGACGCGACCGGUGGUGGUUUCUCCCUCCGCCGCCAGAGGCAUUGUGGCGCAUAGCAUACCGACCUCACCAAGACCUCCGCGCACCGCCGGAGGAUCUUCGACGACGAACUGCGCCCGAAGCAAGCCGACCGCAGAAACAGUAGCUCGUCGCGGUGUUUCUUCGGCGAAGUGUGGAAAGCGUACGCGUGGCAAGGAGUCUCUGUUCGAAAAGCUUCCACAGGCCGUGAUCGUGCGCACUCUGGGCAAGUUGUGUCGUCGGGGGUGUGUAUGAAGUGUGUGGUUAAAGUGGAGUAUGGAUACACUUUCUUCACCUAUUGUUUGUGUCGUGCUUUGAUUUCUUCUUCAACAUCUUCAUCUUCGUCGUGAACUACACAUGUUUGUCUAGCUUGCAGAUAUGUUCGCUGUCGAUCCCCGUGAAGCUGUCCUGUCAUCGUUCAACACAAUCACUAAUGUCAGGUAUAGUGACCACUGUGCUGGAACGGGACAAGCGAUGGAACGGCGACGGAUGGGCUGGCUACAGCAGUAGAAAAAAAUCGGAGAAGAUGAGCAAUCAGAAGAAUUGCUCAAGGAGAAGUAGCUGUGGGGUGAUACGAUCUUUGCGUGAGGCGUUUUCUUGCAAAGCUAUCAAAUGGAGAAGGAUUUGUAAAUUGCGAUCCGGUUUUAGUACAACUCGUACUGAUGUAAUCGGAAUUACGGAUGGAAACAAACAAACUGACUCGACGUCCAAAACAACUUCUAUAAAGAUGUUGAACACGGUCAGAGAUGAAUUCAGAAGGAUGCAACAUAAGAAUGGGCUAGGAAAGAAUGGACUAGGACGAGGUUGACAGUUAUUUGCCAAAAGCAGUUAUAGCCAUGUAUAUGUACUAUUCACAUGAUCACCAAAGUACAAC